This is a messenger RNA of Anopheles marshallii, 3015 nucleotides long. It is a transcript of the gene Top3alpha, whose product is annotated as DNA topoisomerase 3-alpha. NCBI's taxonomy places the organism in Eukaryota, Metazoa, Arthropoda, Insecta, Diptera, Culicidae. Gene Ontology annotation, molecular function: zinc ion binding; DNA binding; DNA topoisomerase type I (single strand cut, ATP-independent) activity. Gene Ontology annotation, biological process: DNA topological change. The coding region runs from base 1 to 3015 and encodes 1004 amino acids. Gene Ontology annotation, cellular component: chromosome; nucleus. The record is from RefSeq and is a predicted model, not a curated record. The transcript has 4 exons.
AUGUUACGCUUAGCAAAAGCCUCAAUUUCCUUGGUAAAACUUAGUAACCAGUCUCGUGCAUUAGCUAGUGAAUGUGGUCCCAAAAUGAAAUAUUUGAACGUGGCGGAAAAAAACGAUGCAGCGAAAACGAUUGCCGGCUUGUUAUCACGAGGCUCAUCGCAAAGGCGAGAAGGUUACUCGCCGUACAACAAAAUUUACGAAUUCAGCUACAACCUGCAGGGACAGACCUUUCAAAUGAUAAUGACAUCCGUAUCGGGCCAUCUAUUGAACCACGAAUUCCUGCCGAGCUUUCGAGGAUGGCGGGGCUGCAGCCCGGAAGAUCUGUUCGAUGCCCCGGUAAGAAAAACCUGUCCGGAACAGAGUGAGAAAAUCAAGAAAACGCUUGAACGGGAGGUGCGCGGUUGCUCUACUCUCAUCAUAUGGACCGAUUGCGAUCGAGAGGGUGAAAACAUUGGUUUCGAGAUAAUAGAGGUAUGCCGGGCGAUAAAACCGCAGCUACGCGUUUUGCGGGCAAAGUUUUCCGAAAUCACAGCACCAUCGAUUAAGCGUGCCAUCGAAAAUUUGGUCCAGCCCGAUGCUCGACAAAACGAUGCGGUCAAUGUGCGUAGUGAGCUCGAUUUGCGAAUCGGUGCCGCUUUCACGCGCUAUCAGACGUUGCGAUUGCAGCAAGUUUUCCCACAAGAUAUAUCAAACAAUCUGGUAUCGUACGGUAGUUGCCAGAUACCCACGCUAGGUUUUGUAGCGCAACGGUAUAAAGAAAUAGAAAAUUUCAUACCACAACCGUUUUGGAAAAUAAAGCUGACACACACGAUCAAUGAAUUAACAGUCGAAUUUCACUGGUCACGAAAUCGUCUAUUCGACAAGCAGUGUUGUGAGGCAUAUUUGAUGCUGUGCCAACAAAAUCCAGUAGCGAAGGUAGUGAACGUUACACAGAAGCCGAAAAAUAAAUGGCGACCUACACCGAUGGACACAAUAGAAUUGGAAAAGUUAGGUUCGCGUAAGCUUCGGAUGAACGCCAAGCAAGUGAUGACCAUUGCGGAGAAAUUGUAUACCCAAGGUAUAAUUAGUUAUCCCCGUACGGAAACAAACAUGUUCACCGGCGAUAUGAAGUUAGCUCCGCUGGUACAGGCCCAGGUCAGCAGCGAUCAGUGGGGCGCAUUCGCCGAAAAAGUGCUGCAAUGGGGCGUCAAUCCAAGGAAUGGUAAAAAGUCCGAUCAAGCCCAUCCUCCUAUACAUCCGACCAAACUUCCUACAAACCUGUCCGGCGAUGAAUGGCGCGUGUAUGAGCUGAUAGCACGUCACUUCCUCGCUUGCGUCAGUCGCGAUGCAACCGGUUCGGAGACAAUCGUAAAUGUGAUCGUUGGUGAGGAGGAAGAAUUUACCGCAUCGGGACUAUGCAUCCACGAGCGUAACUACCUCGAAGUGUAUCCGUAUGAUCGCUGGAACGCGAAGGAAAUACAUUCGUACCAAGUUGGGCACACGUUCGAACCGACCGAGCUGAAUCUGCACGAGGGCUCAACGACGGCACCGAAUAUGCUGACGGAGGCUGAUCUGAUUGCACUGAUGGAAAAACAUGGCAUCGGUACUGACGCUACGCACGCGGAACAUAUCAACACGAUCAAGGAGCGUGGUUAUAUCGGUGAGCGGGAUCGUGGGUUUUUGGUUCCCGGUACUCUCGGCAUGGGGCUGGUGGAAGGCUAUGAAAUGAUGGAACUGCGUUUGGCCCACCCCGAACUACGAGCUGGUCUCGAAGUUGACCUUAAGCUGGUAUGCGAAGGGCGUAAAAAUCCGAACGAAGUACUAGCGGAACAGAUCGCCAAGUAUAAGGAGGUGUACCAGAUAAUGUCCCAGAAGGCACGAGCACUCGAUCGUGCGUUGGGACAGCGGUUAAAUCAAACACCACAGGAUCCACCGCCAGAUGGCGGCGGUGCAAACGAUGCAAGUGGCGGUGCGGCUCCCAUGAAGGAGGUCUGCAAAUGCCCAAAAUGUGGAAGUAAGAUGUGCCUUCGUGCCAAGCGUGAUGCCUCCGGAUACUACCUCGGAUGCAUCGCUUUCCCAGAAUGUCGGAACAAUGUAUGGUUCGACGAUACGAUACGUGACAUCAACGUACUGGAUGAUAUGUGUGCUCGCUGUGGGAGCAAGAAGGUAGUCGUGAAGUUCCGCAGUGUACGCUUUUACGCUCUACUGCAGAGUACAGACAUGGAGGAGUAUCGUUUCUGCAUCGUGUGCGAUGAUAAAUUUCGCAAUUUGUUCAACAUUAACGAAUCCAGCGUGCGAGUGAUUGCAGAUGGACGCACGACAUCAAAUGUGGGGGCUGCACCUGUAGCACAAUCCGUCACCAGCAUUCCGGCAAAUUCGUGGGGCUCUGGUAACCUAUCGGAACGCCGACCACCGCAAACUUCCAACACAACCAGCAGCGGAAUUGGACGAUCGAACACCAGUACGGCAGGCUCCAACACCUGGGGUACGGGACAAUCUGGUAACACUUCGAACAAUUGGAGGGGAAGUCAAUCAUCUAACCGCGGUGGAUCAUCGUCUACCUGGGGAAAACCAGCAAACAGUCGAAACGACGGUUCAGUUCCACGAAGUAAUGGAUUCGGAGAUGGAGGACCAAGACAGAACGGUUGGAAAAAUACAUCCAACUCUUCACGGAUUGGUGCCGAUGAUGAAACCGACGUAAUGUGUCGCUGUGGUACGCCUGCAUCCCGCUUUACGGUGAAGAAGGAUGGGCCUAACAAGGGAAGACCUUUUUUUUCCUGUCCCAAUCAGGCCAGCUCGUGCGGAUUCUUUAAAUGGGGUGAUGAAAAUAUGCCUCCCGGAUCAUCAAACGGGGCAGCCGGUGGGUCGAUAAGUUGGGGCUCUGGAGGUGUAAACACGACCGGAUCCAGCUGGGGACGCAGUAGUAAUGAUAGUUCGAACAAAACGUCUAAAACGGUCCGAAAAUGUGGCAUCUGUCGACAGGAAGGACACACGAAAAACAAAUGUCCACAGCGUGGCGAUUCAACAGAUUAUUGA